AUGCCGCCAAAAGCUAGACAAGGUACUGGACUACCUGCCACACUAGAAAAGUUGGCACAACUCAUAGCCCAACACGUUAAUACUGCCUUGGAACAGCGUAAUUCUAACCAGCAUUCUGAACCUAGAACUAGAGAUUCGAAGAAGCGCAAGCCUGAGAGCUCAAAGAAGAAUCUCGAAGAGGAACAUGGGAAGAAACAUAGCUUGGAGAAAGCAAGUGUAGCUAACCCUAGAGAAUCGGGAAAGGGUAAUAUCGGUGAUGGACAAGAGAAGUGCGCCAGAUGUGGCCGAGCCGGACAUGUGACUCCCAAGUGUUAUGCUGAGAGUACAUUGGAUGGAGUUACGCUCGAGGGAUGCUUCGUGUGUGGUGAGCAAGGACACUAUAAAAGAGACUGCCCGAAACCGAAAGGACAAGAUUCUGUGGGUAAAGCCAUUGAGGCAAGUGCUGGGAAGGCACGUGAGAAUCUUACUUGUCACACCCCCAAAAUCCACAUGCGGAGUACCACCACUUGGAGGUGCGACUGA
Messenger RNA from Helianthus annuus (common sunflower), 522 nucleotides. RefSeq names its product DNA-binding protein HEXBP-like. The record is from RefSeq and is a predicted model, not a curated record. The transcript has a single exon. Gene Ontology annotation, molecular function: zinc ion binding; nucleic acid binding. NCBI's taxonomy places the organism in Eukaryota, Viridiplantae, Streptophyta, Magnoliopsida, Asterales, Asteraceae. Bases 1 to 522 code for a protein of 173 amino acids.